Molecule: messenger RNA, 1175 nt
Organism: Scheffersomyces coipomensis
Lineage: Eukaryota; Fungi; Ascomycota; Pichiomycetes; Serinales; Debaryomycetaceae
Gene: RPP1
Product: RNA-binding RNA processing protein
Exons: 1
Coding region: 176-1114 (312 amino acids)
Biological process (GO): tRNA processing
Cellular component (GO): nucleolar ribonuclease P complex
Molecular function (GO): RNA binding
Source: RefSeq, a predicted model, not a curated record
GAUACUCACACUCUUAGAUGAUUCUCUUUUUUAUCUUUUGUCUCUUUCCUAAUUAGGUCAGUGCGGCUUACUCAUACAAUUUCUCAAAAAUAUCAUCACGAAAAAUUUCUGUUACCUAAAAUAUCAAACACAGAGUAUAUUUGUUAGGUAAAUAGAUCCCAAACUUUAUGAAGAAAUGUUAUAUGAUUUGAAUGUUCCAUGGCCUGUGAAUGAUUAUCAUACCAAACCUACUGAUGUGGAACUUUAUACUUUAAAAAACACCAUUGUCACCUUACAUACCUUAGGAUAUGAUCAUAUAGCGAUAAAUUUUCAAAUUACAGAAUCAGUGAAAAUACCGUUAAAUCAAACUCAUUUAAUAAAUCCGAUAGAUAUAGCUUCCUUACAGAAAUCGCUUUCGCCUCAAUUCCCGCUGAUAAAAUUAUUCAGUCGAUUAACUAUUGUCAUCUAUGAUCCUGCUAAAUUACAAGGAUUAGCCAAAUUACAAGCUCAAUUCGAUAUAUUAGCCAUUCAACCAUUAACAGAAAAGGCCUUACAAUUAAGUACUACUAAUCUUGAUAUUGAUUUGAUUUCGUUUAAUUUGGGAGCGAAAUUGCCGUUUUAUUUAAAACAUAAGACGAUUGGAAGUGCGGUUGAUAAAGGAAUUAAAUUUGAAAUAUGUUAUAAUAAUCUUAUAUCUGGAUCCAUAGGAUAUGCUAAUUCUCCAACUAAUCCGAUUGAUAAUAUUCAAUUCAUUAAAAAGAAUUUCAUUUAUAAUGUAUUACAAUUGGUAAGAUCAUCAAGAUCUAAAGGGUUGAUUAUAUCAAGUGGAGCUACCUUACCUUUACAAACUAGAAAUAGUGAAGAUAUUUUAAAUUUAUUACGAACAUUUGGAUUAGAUCAAAGUAGAUCUAAGAGUUGUGUGACUAUAAAUCCCGAAAGAGUAUUGGUGAAUGGAAGAUUAAGAAUCAAAUCAUUCAAACAGACCAUUGUGAUGGAUAAUAAUGAGAUCUCUUCAAAUUCAAUCAUUGAUAAUGAUAAAGAAGAUCCCAAAAAGAAAACUGAUUCAAAUGGUUAUAAAAAGAGAUUGGAUAGUACUUCAAGUGGUAGAUUAUUAAAAAAGCAAAGAAAAAGGUAACAAAAUGAACCGUAUGUAAGUUAUAGAUUCUUGUAAAUAUAAAAAUUUGUAUAUUAGUAAU